GCACACGAGCGGGACCGAGACGGCGAUCUCUUUCUUCUCUCACCUCUCUCUUCUUUCUACCCUUCCUCCCUCUCACGUCCCCACUCCCCGGUUGCCGUCAGUGCGUGUGGCAUACUCCACUGUUCUGUCAAACUCGGAACAAAAAGGGGUGAAGGCCCGUGCGCGCGCGAGAGUUGCAAGUGAGUGAAAGCCUGUGUGUGGGGUGGGGCCGUCCGUCCGUCCGUUCGUCCGCGAAUCUCGUCAGAGAAGACAUGAAUUAAUCGGGGCCCCGUUCGCCGCGUUGCCGAUCGUGCACGACCGUGUGUGGAAUCGCAAACGCCGAGAAAGGGAUCGUGAGAACGAAAAAAGGAGAGAUAAAAAAAAUAAGAAAGAAACGUAACACGCGCCUGCGAUAUCGUCGCGAACCCUGACCGCUGCUCAUUCUCGGUGGAAUCGGCUCUGCGCGACAGCGCUGCGGGGUGGACGACAGCCAUGGAGGACGAUCUGCCGACCGAGUACGACGUGGUCGUCGUAGGAACAGGUAUGACCGAGUCCAUCGUCGCCGCGGCGGCAAGCAGAAUCGGCAAAAAGGUCCUCCACCUGGACAGCAACGAAUAUUAUGGAGGUCUCUGGGCCACGUUCAAUUUCGACGGUCUGCAAAAAUGGAUGGAGGACCUGAAAACGGCGAAGGAUAACGCGAGAAACACGAGUGUCAACUUGGGGGCAGGCGAAAAAUUCUUAAAGGCUAGUGAUCAAUAUUCCACGGUUGAGAACAUUGGAGAAACCUGGUACAUUUCCAAUGACGCAGAUCUGCCUGACGUCUCUUCGAAAGACACCCAGACUGAGAGUUCGGGAGACACCACCGCUGCCGAGGGUGCGGAAAAGACUGAUCAGGAUAAGGCUGACAAGAAGGAGAACGUGAAACAAUGGAGCAUAGACCGUAUCAAAAAGGAAUAUAGAAGAUUUAAUAUCGACUUGGCACCUAAGUUAUUAUUCGCCCGUGGCGAAUUAGUAGAGCUGUUGAUCUCCAGCAAUAUCGCGCGUUACGCCGAAUUUCGCGCGGUCUCUAGAGUCGCCACUUACAUGGACGGCAAACUCACGCAAGUCCCCUGCUCACGUGCCGAUGUUUUCGCCAACAAGACCGUCAGCGUCAUCGAGAAGAGAAUGUUGAUGCACCUUUUGACAUCUUGCAUGGAGCAAGGCGCCGACAGUCCAGAGUUCGAUGGUUUCCGUGACAAAACCUUCUUAGAGUAUCUUAAUACAAAAAAACUCACGCCUAUAGUGCAGCAUUACGUCGUGCAAGCGAUCGCAAUGGCGACGGAGAGAACGUCGUGCAGGGAUGGCGUCAAUCGUACAAAGCAUUUCCUCAACAGUCUCGGACGUUACGGAAACACACCCUUUUUAUGGCCUAUGUAUGGGAGCGGAGAAUUGCCCCAAUGUUUCUGCAGAUUAUGCGCCGUCUUUGGCGGAGUUUACUGCUUGAAGAGACAACUGGACGGCGUGGUAGUUAAUGAGGACAAAUGCAAAGCCAUCAUCACCGGGAAGCAGAGAUUGGCGUUGGAGCAUCUAGUCGUGGGACAGGGCCACCUGCCACCGGAAAUUGUAGCCUCCGAGGGAGAGAAUCAAAUCUCACGCGGUAUUUUCAUCACCGAUAGGUCAAUUAUGCAAGGGGAGAAGGAAAGUCUGACUCUUUUGUAUUAUCCGCCGGAGGCACCAGGCCAAGAACCAGUCACUCUCAUUGAACUGGGACCAUCCACCAACGCUUGUCCGCAAGGAUUAUUCAUGGUUCACAUGACGUGCAAGCGUACCAAGAAUGCAAAGGAGGAUCUGUCAUACGUCGUAAACAAGUUCCUGAGAGCUGAACAGCUUGAUCCUAAUGCCGCACGCAGUUCCUCCGAUUGCCACACCCAAACGGUUUCUCCUGACAAACGACAUCUUCAGGAUGAUCAGCAGGAAAAGGAAGCGACCGAGUAUCCGAUACCUCAAGUGUUAUGGUCCUUGUAUCUAAAUUUACCUGCGAGCGACAUUAAGCUGAGUGAUUCCGCGCCGAGUAACAUACACUUGUGUUCCGGACCGGAUCUCGAGCUCGAUUUUGACUUUGCUGUGAACCAGGCCAAGAGCAUUUUUAAAUCCAUGUAUCCGGAUGAAGAUUUCCUGCCGCGUGCGCCUGAUCCAGAGGAAAUUGUUCUUGAGGGCGACGAAGCACCGGGUCCGAAAUUCGAGAGUGGCGAGCCCGCGGAGGGCGAAGAGAAACAGGAUGUUGAGAAAGCUGAGAAGGAGGAGUGAAUAAUUAUUACAUAAUGCUUUCGCGUCGAAUGGAAGAGGCUUUCGCGCCUUUAGUGUCUUUUACCUUGACAUCGUUAUUGCAUUUCCUUAUAAACGUACUUGAAAAAUUGAAACGAAAAAAAGAUAACGAGCAUGGAACACGAAUCAUGAGAUAGUAACGGCAGAAAGAGAGAAGCUUCACGACAUCGAUCUUACUUUGAAUUGCCUUCUACCUGUUUUGGCUAUCUAUUUUUCGUCGUUGAAUCGUCGUUGUAUCUCCGGUUCGUCUCUCUUAUCGGUGCAGACACGUACUUUUGUAUUUGACGUUUUACUCACAGAGUAGACUUGCUUUGGCAAAGGCACAGACUCGUUAGAGGAGCACAAAUACGUUGACGAAAGUGAAUACGAAAUUGCGAGGCGAUUAUAAAUUCCUGAGUGAGGAUAAUCUCGAUGUACAAUUCAUAUAUACAGAUUUUUUUUAUUUUUAUCAAUUUAAUCAUUCCUGUCGUGCAAGACUUGAACGACGAUACUAUUGUGGAAAGAGAGCUUAAGGAUUCCUUUCCAAGUAGGGCGUAACGCUUGCUCGUCAUCUGAAAUUACGAACGUAUCCUGCAUACUGUAACGCGACAUCGACGGAGAAAUGAUGAAAGUGAAUAUCACGUGUCAUGCUUUGAUACUUUAGUGGAUAUUAACGGCAUACCGCAAUUUACAUCCAAUGUAUUGUAUGUGCACAAUUGCCAUUAGUCAUUUAGAUAGACAUCGCGACGUAUUGGGAUUGAUAGUUUGUAUUACAUGCAUUAUAUAUGUACAAGUGGAUAUGCUACCUUUAACGCGCUUGUCAUGAUAUAUCUGUAAUAAACAUGAAAGAAACGAAUGCGCGAGUUCGGUUUAUAUGAAUGAUUCAUCGACAGUAAUCGAAAAUAAUUAUUUCUUUUCUGGUGUAUCGUUUUGAAUUCAUUUUUACAAUGGUUUUUACGUUUGCGCGCAUAAA
This is a messenger RNA of Ooceraea biroi (clonal raider ant), 3235 nucleotides long. It is a transcript of the gene Rep, whose product is annotated as Rab escort protein. Gene Ontology annotation, cellular component: nucleus; cytoplasm; cytosol. The record is from RefSeq and is a predicted model, not a curated record. Gene Ontology annotation, molecular function: GDP-dissociation inhibitor activity. Gene Ontology annotation, biological process: small GTPase-mediated signal transduction; vesicle-mediated transport; protein geranylgeranylation. NCBI's taxonomy places the organism in Eukaryota, Metazoa, Arthropoda, Insecta, Hymenoptera, Formicidae.